Molecule: messenger RNA, 843 nt
Organism: Peniophora sp. CBMAI 1063
Lineage: Eukaryota; Fungi; Basidiomycota; Agaricomycetes; Russulales; Peniophoraceae
Source: the annotation of a GenBank genome assembly
AUGAGUGGAAAGCACGAAAACCAUCCAUCUGUAGUUGAGGGACACAUAGAAGUGACGCCGGUACAAGCAGUACGCGAUGUUGGUACAAUCGACCAACAGUUUGGGUCGACCAGCACACGACCAACAUUGGCAGACAUGAUUGAGACGCCCACGCAGGCCAUGGGUGGCACCGUAGAUGUGAAUUCAGCCACUGUGGAUGCCACCCCGACCCCGCCGGCAACUCCUCACACCAACAGGGUCGCCCGACGCACUCUCAACCGCCCGCAGAGGGCCUCUGCCGACACCGUGUCGCAGACAACCCGCGAUCGAGAUCUCGUGCCACAGCCCGAGGUUGGCCCGAGCUCAGGCGGCGGGCCCGUCCGCACAAAUGCCACGCCCCGCGAGCCACCACACCCGUACAAGAACAAGUCCCCACAGUUGCUACGUCGCUUCGAAUCUCUGGAGAGGUCGAUGUAUGCUCUGACACAUCGGGACAAGCGUGCGGAGGAACAGGAAUGGGUCAAGCAACCGCGUCGCCGUCGCCGCCCGCGCCCGCGAGCCGCAAGCCAGUGCCCUGCUGCCACGCCCGAGGUCAAGAUACCCGUACGCGUCCCGGGAGCCUGCAUCAAGCCAGUCCAAGAAUAUCUACCGCAGGAAUCAGCAUGCUUUACGUGCAAGGAGAGAUUUGAGGACUGGUUGGAUCUUGUUGUGCACCUGUCCGAGAACCCGGAGCACGAGAAGGCGACGACGCUGGUUCGCCCGGUCGGGCGUGCUGAGUGCGAGAAGUGUGGGGACCAGAUUUUGACGGGGCCGGGCGUUACAGAGCAUGUUUGCCCUCGGUUUGAAGAAUCUUUCACUAUGUAA